Molecule: messenger RNA, 438 nt
Organism: Olea europaea var. sylvestris
Lineage: Eukaryota; Viridiplantae; Streptophyta; Magnoliopsida; Lamiales; Oleaceae
Product: probable leucine-rich repeat receptor-like protein kinase At1g35710
Exons: 2
Coding region: 1-438 (145 amino acids)
Molecular function (GO): protein binding
Source: RefSeq, a predicted model, not a curated record
AUGAAUCAUCCCACGAGUCAAAUUCUAUCAUCGUUGAGCAGACCUACUAGUUUAAGAACUUUGUAUCUCACUAGUAAUAAACUUUCUGGUCCCAUUCCUCCUGAGUUGGGAAAUUUGACAUCACUCCAAGACCUAGGAGUAAGCACAAACCAUCUCACAGGUCAAAUUCCAGCUUCGUUGAGUAGAUUAACUGGUCAAAUUCCAUCUUUGUUGAGCGGAUUAACUAGUUUAAGAACUCUAUAUCUCCAUACUAAUCAAUUGUCUGGUCCCAUUCCUCCUGAGUUGGGGAAGUUGACAUCGCUCCAGGACUUGGAAUUGAGCACGAAUCAUCUCACUGGUCAAAUUCCAUCUUCGUUGAGUGGAUUAACUAGUUUAAGAACUCUAUAUCAAGAUACUAAUCAACUUUCUGGUCCCAUUCCUCAUGAGUUGGGGAAGUAG